CUCAUACGCCGCCGCCGCCUCUCGCAAGGACUGAAACAACGACCGCAUCGCCCCUCCCUUUUCCCACCACCGCCGCCUAACCCUAGUAGAAGAAACUUGCCUAAUGUUCCCGGCGUUGAGCCCCAGCUUCGACACCGGCCAGUGCCCGCUGCGCUCCAUUCCGCUGGACUUCCUCUUCAUUUCCCACGCCUACCUCCAGAACAUCUAGGCCUCCCCAUGUGUGUUGCCAUGUCGGGGCUCUGUUCCCGCCAGAUCCGGCCGUGCGACCGUCGCUACGAGCCACCCCGUAUCCAGGCUCGCGCUCCGCCUCGCAGAGCCCAGGGAGGCCAGCGGUUGCAGAUCACCUGCUUCCCCAACUAUGUGCUCUCCUGGCGCUACAACUUCGAGAAGGACCUUGACGAGUUGAUCCAGUACCACAACUUCUACUCUAACGUCUCACCAAAAUAUGCAUCGAGAUACUGGAGAAAGGCGAGCUCCAAGUUUCUUGCAAGGAGAGGGAGCGGCAAGGUGCAGUCAGGGAGGAGUACGCCAGGACGGUCGGCAUCCUCAAACAAGCUAGGUCAAGUCAUAUUGGAGGGCACACGUUCAGUUCUCGUAUUCAGAUUUUCGUAUCCUUGCAGCAGAAACUUCUUUAGGUGCGUAUACUAAUCAGGUUCUGAGCCUGGUAUUUCAAAGCUAGAAAACUUUUUGGUAGAGGUUCAGGUUCCAGUUAAUAUCUGUGCAUUUAAGUGAUGUUUUAGCAAAAUAGAAUUUGCAUGUUCAUCUCUGAAAAUUCACUGAACAUUUUAGUAUUUGUGCAUUUGAGUGAAUCUGCAGCUAGAAGGAGGGUAGCAUGGUCUGUAUGUAUACUUGCUUGUUUAUUGAACUGGAGCACGUCCUGUUUUGCAAGUACUAGUGAAACUGGAUCUUACUAAUUAUGGAAAUGAGCAUUUAGUUUACAUAUAACUAGAAUAUGUAUUCUUGGGUGUUCUCAUUAUCAUGGCGCUACCGGUAUAUAUUCUUGUAUAGUAUGGAAAUUGACACAUCUUGCCCCAGUUGUGGUUUGUGUACUACAGUUUAUCUUGUAUAGUGUGAGAACCAAAAUAUUCCGUUGCUAACAGUAUAUAUUUUUUCUGAGUCGCUAUAGUUUAGCAUGCAAUAUAUGAUCUCCUGAAAGUGUACUCAGUUUCUAUCAUGUAUAAACUAAAAAAAUUCCAUGUUAUGCACGGGUUUGGACUGCAUGUAUACAAUGUUAAUUGUUUUACAUGAAUGCCCUAUAGUUUCCCAGAUUAUGUUCUAUAGUUUCUCAUACCUGCUUCAUUCUGCACCUGGCUAAAUUAUUGAUAAGUAGCUUGUUCCAUCUCUUGUUCUGCAUAAUGUUGAAUAUCAACAUCGUGUACACUGUGACUUUCGUUUGUAACCUUCUGAUGAAUAUUUCAGAGUACUCUGCUACUGUGUGUUUUUGUCCUUUAACUGUUUCCAGUAACUGGUAGUUGUUCCUGCUCCUGUUUAGGCGUCUUUGCUUAAAAUUGUGUGCAUUGUAGGUAGACAGAUUGAUGGACAUUCCAUAAAGUUUAGAAGGGUCGCCCCGUCACGUGCAUGACACAUGUUUUUUCUAAUCGCUGAGGUACUUUGUAUACACUGGGUUCUUCCCAAGUCAACGUGGUAAGUUCUUUGCGCUAUCUGUUCUAUUUUUUCUGCUAGGAAAUGUUUUUGUGUGAGCUGUGGAUGAUCGUAACAAGCUGCUGCGUAGUAUACGUUUUGUAUGUGUCUGGCAAGGACUCAUUUACAACUUUCUAUGACACUUAGUUGUUUGUUGACAUUUGGAAGUUGGACAUAAUAUUGUUUUCGCACUUAUCGUGAGGUGAACUCAUGCUGGUUGAAGUUAAAAAUGCCGUAUUUGCUGCUUGUCUGAUUAUUGACUAUAAAUACUAUUCUUAAUUGUGCCUUUCUCAAACUGAAACCCAAAGAGUAAAAGAAUAUUUUUAGCUCCUGCAUGACUACUAGUAGUCAGGUCAUAAGUUACACAUGGUUAAAUAUUUUGCAAUUGGAAGGCCACACCACUAUAUUGGUGUAACAUGCAUCCUUGCCCUUCUUGGUUGCUUGGCAUUCAGAUAAAAAUAUGUUUGUUUUUCCGUUAGCUAACCAACCUUUCCCAAGACCUGUAUGGUCAUAUGAAGUUUUAGUCUUUUGUAGGUAUUCCAGAAUGUACCCUUGAUUUUAAACCAGUUUUGAACAAAAUGCGCGGACAAGAUCAUGCACCUUUUGCUACCUAGUAUGCCUGUGCAAGUUCAGAUAUGGACAUGAUGUUAUGUUAUUAUUAUUUUAAUUUAGAAGCAAUUUCAUGGUAUGAUCUUUUUUAUGUUGUAUCGUCAUGCAGGAGUGAUCAAGAGCAUUAUGAUUGAGCUCAAGGUUGAGGAAGAUCAAAGAGAAGUCUCGGCAAAGAAAUGGUAGCUAGUUAUUGCCCAGAGCAGUUAUAAUUUAAUAGCUGAGACGUUUGCACAUGUGAUACGUAAUGUGCAAAUACUGUAAUUGACUUAACGAUGUUGUACUGGUUGUAACUUGAACUACUGUAAAUUUUCAUUUGCUCUCUAUCUGUUAUGUCCACAGUACUGGCUGUUAUUUUAA
Lolium rigidum is the source of this 2607-nucleotide messenger RNA. RefSeq lists its product as uncharacterized. Lineage: Eukaryota; Viridiplantae; Streptophyta; Magnoliopsida; Poales; Poaceae. The transcript has 4 exons. Bases 217 to 648 code for a protein of 143 amino acids. The record is from RefSeq and is a predicted model, not a curated record.